Molecule: messenger RNA, 16153 nt
Organism: Mucor mucedo
Lineage: Eukaryota; Fungi; Mucoromycota; Mucoromycetes; Mucorales; Mucoraceae
Exons: 6
Coding region: 63-16058 (5331 amino acids)
Biological process (GO): ribosomal large subunit assembly; rRNA processing
Cellular component (GO): nucleus; preribosome, large subunit precursor
Molecular function (GO): ATP binding; ATP hydrolysis activity
Source: RefSeq, a predicted model, not a curated record
GCUAGUUUAUUCAUUUUGAUUACGUUUUUAUUACCUUUCACUUAAUUAAAACUAAAGAAGAAAUGAUUGACUCGGACACAAUAAUGACAACUGUCACUGAAGUCACUGACUGCAGUACUUUUGACCCUCUUGCGUUUGAUCUCUUGAAGGCUGUCACUCAGUUGUCAACUUUAGUUGAAGGCUCAACCUUUGCAGGUGUAGAUCUUCAAUUACUUCAAUCACCAACUAUAACAAACUCAAGAUCACAAUUACUUGACGUAGUGUCAAAAUCAAUGCUUAAACCAGAAUGGACAACAAGUGUUGUACGUUUAUUCCGACCUAUUGUUAUUGAUCUCGUUGCUCGCUGGACUUUACCUGGGUUCACCACAUUCUUAGACUCUGCUCCUUUAUCACCAAACGCUAGCAGUACUGUAUAUAAAAUUGAAUUGGUUGCAAAGGCUUUUAGCACUGUGCUUCCCAUUGUACCGCAAGUAAAAAGCUUGGCUGUAACAUACUUUACCCACUCAACCUCGUUAUUCGAAAGAUUGAAUCACUUGAACACUUUCAGCGAAGCAGAAGUCACAUCAUCUUUGACAGCUGAAUUACAAGAUUUACUCAUCACAACAUAUAGACUACUUCAUUUCUCUACAUCAACUUUUACACCACUUUGGAAUUGGGGACCCUUAGUUCAAUUACUUCAAUUCCCCAAUGCAUGUAUUCGCUACACCACAGUCUUAUGUCUCAGCAAAGUUUAUGGAUUAAGUGAUGCCCAAAUUAAGAACUUAUUGACUUCAGUCGUGGGAGCCGGACACUCCCUGGAUGAAUCUGAUGAGCCUCUUUAUACUUUAAUUGAUGGAAAUCGUGUUGAUAUUAGAUUCUUAAGUUUAUGGGAACAACAACAAUUAGCGGACGAUCAGAUUUCUUUCUUACACAACGACUAUGAUACGGAGCAUAAUCACCAUAAGCUCUCUAAUGACGAUUUAUGCCCACUUACUUGCAACUUGUGCGGUGUCUUGAUUCCUAAAACAGUGAACUCUUCGGACAAAGAGGAAUCUGUCAAGCAUUUUUUCGACCCCAAGCUCGUACUGACGAAUACAACAUCCAAAAAUUUACAUGCUGUUAGUCUUGCAUUAUCCAUUGGUGCACCCACAUUAUUAGAAGGUGUCACUGGUGCAGGUAAAACAUCGCUCAUUGAAGAACUUGCAAGUAGAACUGGAAGAGGAGCAGAGUUAGUGAAGAUCCAUUUGGGUGAUCAAACGGAUCCUAAGGUGUUGUUGGGUACCUAUGUAUCCACUUCGACUCCUGGUUCUUUCCGCUGGCAGGCUGGUGUUUUAACUACCGCCGUUUUGGAGGGCAGAUGGGUCUUGAUUGAAGAUAUCGAUUUAGCUCCUGCCGAAGUUUUGUCUGUUCUUUUACCUCUUUUGGAAACAAGACAUUUAUUUAUUCCAUCUCGCGGUGAGAAGAUCAAGGCUAAGGAAGGAUUCCAAUUAUUUGGUACACGAUCAUUCAUUCCCACUAGAUCUGGAAAAGGAACUAGCUCAAGAGGCGGCGACUUAAUGACGGGUGCUAAUUUAUGGACCAGAGUGCAUGUUGAACCUCUUACUGUAGAUGAAUUGGAAGCAGUUGUGCGACAAAAGUUCACCCACAUCGGUGAUUUUGCUACACAUGUUAUGACUCUUUUCCAAACUGUGGUUGGUAUGUAUCAAGAUCCCAACUUCUCGUCUUUAGCUUCAUCAACAAUGGGCCGUUUCCUUUCAACCCGUGAUUUGAUGAAAUGGUGUCAUCGUGUUGAUUUAUUGAUCGGCGAAAAGUUAAAUGAUACAACAACUGUUGGCAUGGAUUUAUCUCUUCGUCAAGAUUUGUUCAGUGAAGCAAAUGAUUGUUUCUGUGGUAUGAUCCCCGAUUAUAACAUCUGGAUGACUGUUCUGGAAACGAUCGGUAGACCACUUCAAAUUUCAGAGGAUUUAGUUCGUAAUUACGUCGACCAAUAUAAGCCAACCUUGGAUUUAGAAGAUUCAACUAUUCGUAUCGGCCGUGUUAAUUUGUCAUCAAUUGCUGCUAGCGGUAAGCAAAAGCAAAAGCAAGCAAUGAUUAAGCGUGAAAAGAAAAGACCUUUUGCAACAACUGGUCACGCUUUGCGUUUGAUGGAAAGAAUUGCUGUCUGUAUUCACUUGACCGAACCUGUGUUAUUAGUCGGUGAGACUGGUACUGGUAAAACUACCGUUGUUCAACAUUUGGCUGAUAUGAUUCAUCAAAAUUUAAUUGUCGUAAAUUUGUCUCAACAAUCGGACAGUUCCGAUUUGUUAGGUGGCUUCAAGCCUGUUGAUGGUAAAGUAUUGGCUAUUCCCAUGAAGGAAGACUUUGAGCGUCUUUUCGAGAAGACUUUUUCUGUCAAGAAAAACAUCAAGUUUUUAGAAAUGGUUCGCAAGACAUUUAUUCACCAAAAAUGGGCCAAUUUUGUCACUCUUCUUAAGCAAGCCGUGAAAAUGUCUCAACAAAAAUUCGAAGCAGAACAAAACGUCGAAAGCAAGAAGGUAUCUUCUCCUACACUCCGUAACGCUUGGAAGGUUUUUACCAAGCGCGUCGAGGAAUUUGAAGUUCAGCAAGUACAAUCUCAAAACAAGUUCGUAUUCAACUUUAUGGAAGGUUCGCUUGUAAAGGCUGUUCGUCAAGGUGAUUGGAUUUUACUUGAUGAAAUCAAUUUGGCCACAACCGAAACCCUCGAGUGUCUUUCAGGCCUCCUUCAAGAUGCUCAUGGAUCCCUCUUGUUGACUGAGAAGGGUGAUGUUGAACCUAUCAAGCGUCACCCCAAUUUCCGUCUCUUUGCUUGUAUGAAUCCUGCUACCGAUGUAGGCAAGCGUGACUUACCUCCUGGUCUUCGUAACAGAUUCACUGAAUUCUAUGUGUACCCUCCUGAUGCCCGUUAUGACGACCUUUUACAAAUCGUUAAACAAUACCUUGUUAGCAUUGCCUCGGGUGACGAAAGAUGUUAUGAUGAUGUCGCAGAGUUCUACACUAGUGCUAAAAAAUUGGCUGCUGAGCACAAGCUUGUGGAUGGUGCAAAUCAGCGUCCUCAUUUCAGUAUGCGUACCUUGGCUCGUGCCUUAACUUAUGUUGCCCAGAUUUUCCCUACUUAUGGAUUAAGACGUUCUCUUUACGAAGGCUUCUGUAUGACUUUCUUAACUCAACUCGAUAAAGAGAGUGAGGUUAUGAUGCGCGACCUGAUCUUCAAAACUAUAUUGCGUGAUGUGCCUAAUCCUAAGAAUCUCAUCACUCAAAUUCCCCGUCAGCCUGCCGAGGACUUUAUCCAGUUUGGUUACUUCUGGUUGCAGCAAGGCCAAUACCCACCUGAAGAUGAUACACGUUAUAUUUUGACUAAAUCUGUCGAAGUUAAACUUUUCAACCUUGCACGUGUGAUUAUGUCCAGAAAAUUCCCUGUCUUAAUCCAAGGUCCUACAUCUGCUGGUAAAACUUCAAUGGUGGAAUACAUGGCCAAGAAGACUGGUCACCGUUUUGUUCGUAUCAAUAACCACGAACAUACUGAUCUUCAAGAAUAUCUUGGUACAUAUGUUUCGAACAGCGAAGGAAAGCUCGUUUUCCAAGAAGGUGUUUUAGUCGAAGCUCUUCGUAAUGGUUACUGGAUUGUUCUUGAUGAACUUAAUUUAGCUCCCUCUGAUGUUUUGGAAGCCCUCAAUCGUUUGCUCGAUGAUAACAGAGAAUUAUUAAUUCCUGAAACUCAGGAAGUGGUUAAGCCCCAUCCUCACUUUAUGCUUUUCGCUACCCAAAAUCCCGCUGGUCUCUAUGGUGGUCGUAAGGCAUUAUCCAGAGCCUUCCGUAAUCGUUUUCUCGAACUUCAUUUCGAUGAUAUCCCUGAAGAUGAACUAGAGACUAUUCUGUCAAGACGCUGUAGCAUUGCUCCUACUUAUUGUAACAAGCUUGUCAAGGUGUACAAGGAGUUGAUGGAACGUAGACAAAGUACUCGUAUUUUUGAACAAAAGCAUGGUUUCAUUACUCUCCGUGAUCUUUUCCGUUGGGCCGGUCGUGACCCUCAAGGUUACCAAGAACUGGCCGAAAAUGGUUACAUGCUCUUAGCCGAAAGAUGUCGUAAGGACGAAGAAAAGAAGGUCGUCAAAGAAGUUCUUGAGAAGAUUAUGAAGGUCAAAAUUUCCGAGGACUCUAUGUAUGAUUGUAGCAAUCUUGAAGAGUAUGCUAUCUAUGAUCGCAUGCUCACUGAGCAUGCAGCCAAAUCUGGCGAGGAUACCAAACUUGUAUGGACUAAGGCAAUGCGUCGUUUAUUCAACCUUGUAGCUCGUUGUCUUCAACAUAAUGAACCUGUUUUACUUGUUGGUGAAACUGGUUGUGGUAAGACUACUGUUUGUCAAAUGCUUGCUGAAACCUAUAACCGUGAACUUCAUAUUGUCAAUUGUCAUCAAAAUACUGAAACCGGUGAUUUGCUUGGUGGUCAACGUCCUGUUCGUAUCAAAGAAACAAGCGAAGAUCCCGAUAAAUCACAAGCCUUAUUUGAAUGGCAUGAUGGUCCUUUGGUGCAAGCAAUGAAAGACGGUCACUUAUUCUUACUUGAUGAAAUCUCUCUUGCCGAUGAUUCUGUACUUGAAAGAUUAAAUUCUGUCCUUGAACCUAGUCGUCUUCUGGUCCUUGCCGAAAAGGGUGGUAAGCAUGUAGAGGAGCUCUAUGGUACCAAAGAUUUCCAAUUUUUGGCUACUAUGAACCCUGGUGGUGAUUAUGGUAAAAAGGAACUUUCUCCUGCCUUAAGAAAUCGUUUUACCGAAAUCUGGGUUCCCUCUGUCACUGAUAGAGAUGAUUUGAUUAAGAUUAUCGAUGAACAGAUGACACAUCCCGCUCUCGCUGGCUAUAGUGAGAAGAUGCUUGAUUUUAUCUCCUGGUAUACCCAAGCUCUUGGUCAAAGCCGUACAGUUGUGUCUCUUCGUGAUGUUCUUUCAUGGGUUAAAUUUAUCAAUGUUGCUGUUGAUUCUGGAUUAAACCCUGAGUUGAGUUUCUCUCAUGGUGGCUGUUUGGUAUUGCUUGAUGGUUUAGGUUCCCAUGGUUCUUCUGGCUCUUAUUUGACUGGCAGCACACUCAAAGAUUUCAGGCUUAAAUGCCUCCGUCAUCUUUCUGGUAAGCCUAAUGCAACAGAGCUUGAGAUUUUGGGCGAGACUAAGGAUAGAGUUCAAUUUGCUGGUGAUAAAUUUGCUAUUGGUCCUUUCCAAAUUCCUCGCGGCCAGUUAGCCAAGACCGAUAUCAAAUUUACAUUGUUGGCUCCUACAACAGCCGAUAAUGCUAUGCGCGUCAUCCGUUCUAUGCAAUUGAAAAAGCCUAUUUUGCUUGAAGGUAGUCCUGGUGUUGGUAAAACUAGUCUGGUCUCUGCUUUAGCCACGGCUUCUGGUCACAACUUGGUUCGUAUCAAUUUGUCUGAACAGACUGAUUUGAUGGAUCUUUUUGGUUCUGAUCUUCCUGUCGAAGGCGGUAACAGUGGCGAGUUUGCUUGGAGAGAUGCUCCCUUCUUGCAAGCAAUGAAAGCUGGUGACUGGGUUUUAUUAGAUGAAUUGAAUUUGGCUUCGCAAUCUGUGUUAGAAGGCCUUAAUUCUUGUUUGGAUCAUCGUGGUGCUGUUUAUAUCCCCGAACUCGACAGAGAAUUCUUCUGUGAUAAGAAUUUCCGUGUAUUUGGUGCUCAAAAUCCUCUUCAACAAGGUGGUGGUCGUAAGGGUUUGCCUAAAUCUUUCGUCAAUCGUUUCACUCAAGUUUACGUCGAACAGUUGACUUCAGAUGAUCUUUUAUUCAUUUGUUCUCAUUUAUUCCCUGAAUUUGAACCUACUACCAUGGCCAAGAUGAUCGAUUUUAACAACAAAAUGUACGAAGAAACUAUGAUUCGCUGUAGUUUUGGUCGUAAGGGUAGUCCCUGGGAAUUCAAUUUACGUGAUGUAUUCCGUUGGCUGGAAUUGAUGCAGAAGGACAACGUUACCGAUCCUGCAGAAUAUCUUGAUAUCAUUUACAUGCAACGUAUGCGUACCCAUGAUGAUCGCGUGCAAAUUGUUCAACUUUACGAGUCCGUGUUUAACGUCAAGUAUGACCGCUCUCGUAAGCCAAGCUAUCAUGUAUCCGCCAAUUCUCUCAUUGUUGGACAUUCCCGUUUGCCCAGAAGACAGACCGAAAGUUCUAUCGAUAUAUUUGAACAUGAGGAUCAUAUUUUACAAUCAUUCUUAUCUCCUCUUGAGUCCUUAAUGAAAUGUGUAGAAUCAUCUUGGAUGGCUAUUGUUACUGGACCUUCUGCCUCCGGAAAAACAUCACUUGUUCGUCUUUUAAGCAAAAUGAGUGGCAAUCGUUUGGAAGAAUUUGCUAUGAAUAAUAGUGUAGAUACGAUGGAAUUACUUGGUGGUUUCGAACAAGUUGAUUUGAACCGUCAUCGUCAAGUUGUCAUGGACAGUCUUCACGUAAUGAUCAGCAAUGCAUCAAAGAAUUUACUGAUGUAUUUCGCUACCCUCUCCGCUGAAAGUGAGCAAUUUGGUACUGUAUUGCAACUGAUUCGCCAACUAAAUGAUUCAUGGUAUGCUCUUGAAAGUAAGCAUCAAAUGAAGGUUAUUUCUACCGACCCUAAAGCUGGCUCUUUGGAUUAUACCCUUGUCACCAAUGUCAUCAACUGCUUAAACUCUGCAUCAGUGGUUGAUGUACAAGCCAAAGAAUCUAUUGAAGCUGUUACUGUUCUUAUUCAAAAUCUUCAAAAACUCGAAAGUGAUACUGUCGCUGGUAAGUUUGAAUGGAUUGAUGGUCUUUUGAUCAAUGCUCUUGAAAAAGGUCACUGGCUUCUCAUCGAUAACGCCAAUAUGUGUAAUCCCUCUGUUCUUGAUCGUUUGAAUCCUCUUUUUGAAAAUGAUGGUGUUCUUAUGGUCAAUGAAAGAGGUCUUGUUGAUGGAACCGUGAAGGUCAUUACACCUCACCCCAACUUCCGAAUGUUUAUGACUGUUGAUCCUCAAAAUGGUGAACUUUCUCGUGCCAUGAGAAAUCGUGGUAUUGAAAUUUCAUUAGUUGACUCCAACUGGAACAAGAACACCCAAGAUGUUACUAAGCUUGCCAAUUCUCUUGGUGUUCGUGGACCUAAGUUGCCAAUGAUUUUAAAUGGAUUACAAGGUGCUGCAACUGCCCAACGUCGUCACUUCGCUAAGGGUGAAAAUGUCAGAGACUACUUGUUGUUUGCUACUUACCUUGUUGAACGUCUCCAACGUGGUCAAUCUCUUAAAAAUGCAAUUCGCGAAUCUUUCUUCCAAGUAUUUGUCGAUAUCAAGGAAGCCCCCGAAGCUCUUGUUGCUUUAUUGGAACCCAACCCCGAUGAAGAUUUGCUGCAAAAUAUGCUUAGCCCUACCAAUUCUCCUUUCCUUAUUGGCGGUCUUUUGUUCCAAAAUGAUUCUGCUCUUGCAACCAUUGCUCUUCAAGGUGCUUAUCUCAUCUACUUGUUGCAAACUCUUGAUUCCGAAGAUAUUGCUCAGUUAAAGAAGAUCGAAAUUGCUGGUGAUUAUUUCUUAGAACAUUUGACCUACCAAGAUUAUGGUCUUCGUAUGCGUUGGUUGGCCUACAUGUCUCAACAGGCAGUCAGCACCAAGUCUACCGUAUUGGAGCGUUUAGGUUAUUUAAUGAAAGAAGUGUACGUUCAUCCUACCUUUUUGGAAUUGUCAAAGAUCCAAUCUGAUAUGAAAGAGGGUGUUUCUUAUAAUGCUUCUGUUUUGGAGUAUACCCGUGACGCUUACCACUUAUUGAUUCGUCUCCACAAGCAAGAGUAUGCCGAUAAGAACAUGCGCACUGCUACUCAACGUCUCAAGGUUGGUAAUUUGACUUCUCUUCAACAGUCAUAUUGUUUCCAUGAGGGCCGUUUGAGUGAAAGUCAACUUUUGCAUCCCGUCGUCUCUAAGCUUUAUCCUCUUUUCGAGUCUAUCAAGUCUAGCUUUGCUACCUGGAUCAAUCAAGGAUACUAUCAUGCUUGUCCUUCCUCGACAUUUGAAGUCUUUAACAAAAUUCUUGAUGCCCGUGAUUUCGCUUGGAACCUUACACAAUUGGAAAGUCUCAGUCUCGAUAAUCUUUUGAUCAUCUUAAGAAUUAUGAAAGAUCUUAUGUCUGCCGAAGGUGUCAAAUGCGCUCAAAUGGAUCCUAUUUUCGGUCAUAUUGAAAAUAUCAUGUCUGGCUUCGAUUUUAACACCAGUAAAUCUAUGAAGGCUUUAUGGAAAUACUUCUGUCCCUCUACUUUGUCUUCCGAGUCUUUGCAUGAACUUGAAGCCGAAUUACACAAGAUUAAUGCUACUAUGAACUCCUACAAGUUUGAUUCCGAAGAUGGACUUAGUCCUAAAUCUCUUGUAUUGCGUGCCAAAUCUGAAGCCAAAGAAGCUUUGGUUGAAGGUAUUGCUACACUAUAUGCCGUUGAUGAAAACGAUACCGAGAAUGCUGAAAAGGUGUUGAAAUCUCUCCGUAAGCUGCCUGAGUAUAUCAAUCGUGAACUUGAAUCGUCUGCACCCGCUGAAGGUGAUAUUAGAAGAGACACGUAUUGGGAUACUGCCUUAAUGCCAUUGUAUGAUUACACUAGUGUCGUCACUGAGAUGGAACUUAUUGCUAACCUUUAUACUGCUGCCUGUGAUUCUUCUGACACUGCAGCCAUGGAGAAGCUGGUCGAAGAGAUGUUAAAGUUCAGAAAAUUCGCUUUCAACAAAACAUCUCGACCCCCUCUCGAUAUGGUUCCCUAUCAACGAAUGAUCUGGUUCUUGGACUCAGGUAAUACUGAAAACAUUGCCACAGCGCUUCCCGGUAUGGUUCAAGAUGCUGCCUAUACUUAUCAUCAACGUCUUUGGCGUUCGAGUGUGUACCAGAAAGACCUUUACCAAUUAACUCCUUCUGAUGCAGAAGUUGAUCUUGGUAUCACUGAAGGUUCUCUCAGUCUUUUCGAAAGUGUAGAAACUCUUGCAUGUUUGAACAUUUUGAGUUCCGUGGAUAAGAUGCCUGCAGAUGCUUAUGAGAACGCUCUUACUCAGCUGAAGAAUUUGAAGCACUUCCUCACUUCUAAUGUCAAUUUGAAGGAUAGAAAAGCACUUGAAGUUGUUAUGCUCAUUGCUAUGGCUCGUCAGUUGCUUAACGCUUCUUCCGAAGUUAUUCCUAACGAACAUUACAUUGCCAUCUCCGCUGAAUUCACCAAGAUAACUACUUUCACCAAGACACUUUUGAGAUCUUCAAUCUAUUCUACUGAAAAUAUUAGCUCUCAAUAUGACGAUGCUUUGUCGGUAUUCACCGAAAUCUCAAAAAUUAUGGAAGGUGUCGACUUCAAUGGCUUUUAUAUCAACGCACUCAUUUCUGUCAGUGAUAGUAUUCGCCAUUUGAGAAGUAAGGAUGAUGUUGGUUUCUACUCUGCUGCUGGUAAGGCUCGUGUUCUUUUGGGCUUGGCUUUUGUAUCUGCAUACAUCCCCGAUUAUCCCGUCGAUCCUACGUCUGAGCCUCGUCUUCAUGUCAACUUGUUGAACGUAAAGAAGCAAGAACACACUGAUAAUAUUGAAAUCCGUAGCAACAUUGAAACUGUGUACACUGGUAACAAUACCAACAAGACUAUCAAUCAAGAACAGUCUAAUUUGAAUAAGAUCAACACUGAGCUUUCCCAAAGUGCCACUAUUUUCUCUCUUCGCCCUGCCAAAUCUCAGUUAGAUGAAAUCUUUGUCGAUUUACGCUACCUUCAAAAGAGUAUGCUCGAUCGCAAUGUUGAAAAUUUGUUGCUUGAUCUUGAAGCUAAUGGUAUCGAUUCUGUAUUACAACGUGAAAAUCUUUUACAAGGCAAUGCUCUUCAAUUCGUUGACAGAGUUCAUCACAAAUUCCCCUUGUACAGAGAUAUUCUUCAACCUCUUAUUGUCGCUGUUGAUGAUAUCAAGUAUGGUUUGCGUAUUUUGACUGCUAAUGCCAGAAAAGAUUCCACCGACAAGUUCUUAGCUGAAGUUAUCGAACUUCUUGUGCGUGAUCCUGAUGUAUCUCAUCAUGAUUAUGACCUUGAUUGGCACACUCUUGCUACACCCGAAAAGAUCGCUAAACUCAAGAGAGUUGUAUUCGAAAGAGCUCCCACAAACAGAAAAUGGGCAUUCUACCUUCGUCUUUUGAUUGUCAUUCUUCAACGUCUUGUAAUUGGUGUCAACACUAAUGCUUACAUGAAGACAGACGAUCUUAUUUCCGUUAAUGUUUUGUUCAGUGAAAUUAUCCAAGUCUGGAAAUCCGCUGAAGAGUACAAGCGUAAAAUGGCUGUUGAAAAGGAAGCUAUGUUCAAAACUCGUGCAAGAAAAUAUGAGCCUCCUACUGAUGAAGAGCUCGAAGAGCAGGAUUUGAAGAAGAUUUUUGCUGAUUUUAACGAGGAGUUUGCUGAUUUAGAUAUUGAAGAUGACGGUCAAGCUAAAAAGACCUUUAUUCCUACUGAUGUCGAAGAAGCCUCUGUUUUGGAUGACGAAGAUGUCUAUCGUAUCGGUCAUCUCCACAGAGUUCUGUUUGAAACCUACAACCGCGAUAGUUGCGUUCGUUCCGAUAAGUCCUGGGAUCGCGAAACUAUCCAGUCUUAUGCUGUUGCCAGUCAACUUGCUACUAUGGCUAACUCUGCUUUCACCAAUGCUACCGAUCGUAUAUGUAAUGGUGGACAUCUUCGUGUAACUUCCUUAACUAUCAACCGUCUCGAAUCUGAAAAUUCCUUCGCCAAGACCAGUGAUAACAUUUACGAUUUCUACCAAAGCGAAAAUGUCGGUGAGGCUAAGCGUAUCGAGCCUAUCGUCAAUCGCUUCAAGGCUCGUAUUUUGGAACUCAUUGAACAAUGGCCUGAACAUGCUAUUCUUGAACAAUUAGUUGUGAUUUGUGAUCGUAUCUUGACUUUCUCUAUUCUUUCACCUGUUGCCAAAUUCUUGACUGGUGUUGAACUUUUGUUACAAAAGUCCGAAGAUUGGGAAGCAUAUGCUGCUAAGCAUGUCUCAUUAAAGGAUCAACGUGAAGAGUUAAUCGCUUUAAUUGUCAGUUGGAGACAACUCGAACUUAAUUGCUGGCCUAAGCUUUUGGCUGCUCAAGAGCAAUACCAACAAGAUGCUGCUUUUACCUGGUGGUUCCAUCUUUACGAUACUGUCAAUAACACAUCUUUUGAGAGCGAUUCUGAGGCCGAAAAUACCAAGAAUACCCGCGAAUUAUUGGGUGCUCUUGAUCAAUUUGUCCAAUGUGCCUCGAUUAUUGAACUCGAACCUCGUCUCAAGAUGAUUGAUAGUUUCUAUCGUCAAACCAAGAUUCAAGCACAGUUGUCUACUUUUGAAGGCGAGAAAUUGAACUAUGAAAGAACUGCAACUAUUUUGCGCAACGUCUAUUUGUACUACUCUCAAUUCCAAGAACAUGCUAACACCAUGCUCGCUCAAUUACGUAAGCCUAUUGAAAAGGAUUUGAAAGACUUUGUGAAAAUCGCUACCUGGAAGGAUGUCAACAUUUAUGCUCUUCGUCAAAGUGCUGCCAAAACACAUAGACAACUCCAUAAAUGUAUCCGUAAGUAUCGUGAAGUUUUGAACAACUCCAUGUUGACCAUUAUUGCAAACUAUAAUGAGGAGCAUGCCAUGUAUCAAUUUGGUGAUGAUAAGCGUUAUGCCAAGGAUGUGAACCGUGGUCUUGUUGAUCAACUUUCCCAAGCAGAUAUCUGGACUGGUACUACUGUCAUGCCUGAACCUAAUACCGAAUUCGAUUGGUCUUCUGCUCCUGUUGUCAAGCAGCAUUUGAGUAACCUUCAAGUUACAUUAAACAGAAUGCGCGCUUAUUGUCGCAAGGAUAUCUUUAUCGCUGAUGAUGAGACUAAAGAACUUCCUUUGGAAACCUUUAUGACUGAAAUGAUUGAGCAGAUCAAGUACUUCCAAAAAGAGACUCCUUCUAUCAUGACCGAAGAAAACAAGUCUACCGUCAAGAACCAAAAGCUUUUGAAGAAAAAGGCGUUAGUUGACUUUUUGAAAGAACUUCGCCGUAUUGGUCUCAAGUCUCGUCCUGGUAUUAUGAAGGAGGCUAAUGCUGAUACUGCCAUUCUUUUCCGUCAACAAGUUGCCGACUUGGAAUCCGUUGUACAAAGCAGAGAUCUUCAAAAAGAGAAGUUAUCUAGUUACACUUGUGCAACUGCCGAUAUGGUCGAACAAUGGAAGAAAGCUAACGAUUACUAUUAUCGUUGUAUUGCUAGAAUGACUCAUUUGAGAACAAUUAGCAGUAUCAAUGUUAGUAAAGAUCUUUCUAUGCUUGAGGUUGAACGUUCAUUGAGUGCCACUGAACAUAUGUUCAGUCUUACUGGUAAGGAGCGUACUAUUUUGGCUCGUGUCGAAGAGCGUAUGCAAAUCCUUCAAGGUGGUGCUGUUCAACUUGCAUCCUUGUAUGACUCUUUCUCUCAAGGAAAGCCUAUCGCUAGCGAUGCUGAACUUGGCUGUCGCUUGACUAACCACAAGGUGCAUAUCGACAAACUUGCUUUGUUCAUGAAUCAAGCUGUGGCUGUCGUUACUCUUCAAGCUGGAUCUAUCGGUCAACAAACAUUGAAGGACUUACAAGACAUGGCUCGUGAUAUCAAGAAGAUCCAAAAGACUAUUGACUAUUGUUAUGUUCAACGUUAUCUUUAUCCUAGAUCUGCUACUGGUCUUGAAUUUUCUUUAUUGACUACUGAUGUUGAAGAAUUGAUCGAGUCUCAUUCCGAAAAGAUUGAAUUGAUCCAUACCUUAUUGAUUAGUGCUAUGCAAGUAUUGCCUCAAUCCAGCCAUGUAUUGUUCCCUAUUACACAGUAUAUCGAUAGUAUUCGUCGCUUACCUAUCAAUCAAGUACAAGAAGAAGAAACCGAAAAGGUCACUAUUGUUGAUCUUCGUGAGAAGAUUUAUGGUUUGAUUGAUGUUGCUUUGGUGUCUAUCCAAGAUCUUAAAAAGGCCAAUGCCCCCCUUGAGAAGCCCAAGUCUAUCUUCACCGAAGAAGAAGAGGAAGAGGAGACUGAAGAUAUGGGUCAAGAUUAUAUCCGUCAUCAAAACAGUAAACAAGCUAAGCUUGCCAGUGCUCUUCAUCUUGAAUCUGCCUCCAAGCGAUGUGUUGAAGUUUUGACGAUUGCCCAUAACCUUAUGGCUCGUCCUGAAUCUGCCGAUGUUGUCGACGAGAUCUCUCGUUUGUUACAAGAAACUUAUCCUUUCCUCCAACAAUACAUGCUCAUUGUCCAACAUACUCUCAGUAAGAUGUUAAUUCAUCACAAGACUAUGGCUAAGAUGACCUAUUGUCUUGUUAAUUCUUUCAGUAUUAUCAUUACUAAGGGUUUCUGUAUGCCUGCUGGUGCCGAUGACGGUGAGGAGGGUGAUGCCGAUGGUACGAUGAGUGGUACCGGUAUGGGUGAAGGUGAAGGUAACAAGGACGUCAGUGAGGAAAUUGAGGAUGAAGAACAAGUUCUUGGUACUCAAAACGAAGAGCGUAAGAAUGAUGAAAAGGAAGAUACCAAGGAAGAGAAGAAUGGUAUGGACAUGGAGAACGACUUCGAUGGUAAUCUUGAAGAUGCCGAACAAGAUGACAAGGACGAAGACGACUCUGAUAGCUCAGACGACGAAGAAGAUCCUGAUGAGCAAAUUGGUGAUGUCGAUGACAUGGAUCCUGAUGCUGUUGAUGAUAAGAUGUGGGGCGAUGAGGCCGAAGAAAACUUGAAGGAAAGUGAUAAAACCGUUGAAGAUCAAGGCAAUCAAGAGCAAGAACAAGAGUCUGAAAUUGUUGCUAAGGAUGAAAACGAUCAACAACCUGAUUCCAAGGGCGAAAAGCCUGAAAAAUCCGACAAGAAUGAAAAUCAACAAGAGGCUGAUGGUGAUGAAGGAGACGGUGAUGAGGAGAUGGAUGAUAAGGAGGAAGGUGAUGAGGAGAAUGAGGCCGAAGGAGAGGGCGAAGAUGAGGAUGACGUUGAGAACAAGGCUGGUGAGCAGCUCAAUGCCGAUAUUCCUGAAGCCGAAACUUUAGAGCUUCCUGAUGAUAUGAAUAUGGAUGGUGACGACGAUAAUGAAGAUGGAGGAGAAGAAGGUCAAGAUAUGAAUGAUCCCAUGGAUAUGGAUGAGCAAGCUCCCACUCAAGGUGAAGAACAACUUCCCGAAGAAGAUGAGAAUGCCGAAGCCUUCCAUGAUGCUUUAGAUGAUGUUGAGCAAGGUUUAGACGAAGACGAGGAAAUGGCUGAUGCCUCCGCUCAAAUGGAUACCGAAGUAGGUGAAGGUGAAGAUGACGAGGAGAAGAAUGGCUCCGGUGACGAAGAAAAGGAGGAAAAUGAAGAAGUUGCUCCCGAAGUUGGUGAUUCUGAACAACAAAAGAAGAAUGGUCAAAUUGAGGAAGAUGAGCAAGAUGCUGAUGAAGAGAAUAAGGCUCAAAACCGUGAGCAGCCUGAUAGUGACGCUACCGCCGAUAAUCAAUUUGGUGUCCAAGGUGAAUCUGGAAAGCAAAGUAAGAGUUCAGCUGGUAAGAAGGAAGGUGAAGAUGAUACCGCUGAUACGGCUGAUGCUGAAGAUGAAAAGGCUGAUAAGCAAGAACAAAAGGGUAAAUCCGAACGUGGUGCCAAUCAGUCCAACGAAGAAGAAGCAGAGGAUGCCGAGAAAGAAGAACAAGCCGAAGAUGGUGCUGAGGAACAAGAUGCCAGUCAAGCUCAAGCUAAUCCUCAAAGAAGUUUGGGUGACGCAUUAGAGAAAUGGCGUAGAAGACUUGCCGAUCUUGAUGACGAGCCUGAAAAUGAAGAAGAAGAGGCCGAUUCAGAGAAAGAAAAGAAGACUGAUAAUCCUGAUAACGAAGAAGCCAAGGUCAAUGAAGAUGAUUCAUUCGAGUAUGUCAAAAAUGAUGACGAGGCUCACGAUAUGCAAACCAUGGGUAAUGCUCAACCGGAUCAAAUCCAAGAUCUAAAGAUGGGUGGCAUGGAUGAAGAAAAAGAAGAUUCCAAGGAAACCUCUGGUGAAAUGGAGGCCGAUGAACAAAUGGAUGAUGUUGAUACUAUGCCUUUAGCUCGUGAUACACUUGACAUGUCCGGUGCUGGUGAUAACCAAGGUGCUAUUCUCAGUAAGAAGCUUCCUGAACAACAAAUGAUGGAGGAGAAUGAUAUCUUGACCAUGGAUGAAUCUGUUUUAUCUCGUGAACCCCUUGAACAAGAAGAUAUUGAGCGUAUGAGAGAUGAGCUUGAAACCCAGGUGUCCGACUGGCGUGAAGAAGGCCGUGAUAUCAACAAGGCUCGUGAACUCUGGCAAGGUUAUGAAAAUUUAACACACGAUCUCGCUAUGGGACUCUGUGAACAACUCCGUUUGAUUCUUGAACCCACUCUUGCCACCAAGCUUAAGGGUGAUUAUCGUACUGGUAAACGUCUUAACAUGAAGAAGAUCAUUCCUUAUAUUGCAAGUCAGUUUAAGAAGGAUAAAAUUUGGUUACGUCGUACCAAGCCUAGUAAACGUCAAUACCAGGUCAUGAUCUCAGUCGAUGAUUCCAAGUCCAUGUCUGAAUCGCAUUCCGUCCAACUUGCGUAUGAAGCAUUGUCUCUUAUUUCUAAGGCAUUAUCCCAACUUGAGGUUGGUAAUAUCUCGAUUACAUCUUUCGGUGAGCGUGUCCGUUUGUUACAUCCUUUCGAUCAGCCUUUCACUGCUGAAUCCGGUGCAAACGUUAUCCAACAAUUUACUUUUGCUCAACAAAAGACUUAUGUCAAGAACUUGAUUGAAACCUCUCUCGGCUUAUUUGAAGGCGCUAAACACACUUCUGGUCCCGGUAACGCUGAGCUCUGGCAACUCCAAUUGAUUAUUUCUGAUGGUAUUUGUGAAGAUCAUAAUACACUCCGUGCACUUGUCCGAAACGCACUGGAUCAACAAAUUAUGAUGAUCUUUAUCGUCGUCGAUAACAAGCCUGAAAAAGAUUCCAUCUUGAACAUGACAAAUGUCAAGUAUACAGUCAAGGAUGGUAAAUAUGGUAUCCAAAUGAACCCAUACCUUGAAACAUUCCCCUUCCAAUAUUUUAUGGUCUUGCGUGAUAUCAAUGCUCUUCCAGAGGUCUUAUCCGAUGCUUUAAGACAGUAUUUCAGCUUUGUGUCCGCUUAGUUGUUUAGAAUAUUAGUUUAUAGUCUAUUUUUUAUUUUGUGUUAUAUUUUUUUUGUAUUAUUUGGUUAUUUUGAAUUAAAAGGGUUUUUAUGUUG